AUGAAAAUCUCCUUCUCAACGGCCGUUGCAGGCCUGUUGCUCCCUUCCUUUGGCUCUGCCACUCCUGUUUCACUGCCUGCUGAGGCCUCGAGCGGCCUGACCAAGCGACGAUGCGGUUUUGAAACCUGGGAUUCCAUCAACCUCAACAACUGGUUUGAUGCUGGCACCGAUGCCUGGUUUAACCAGUGGUGGCUCACCCGCCUGGGCGGAAAUGGCCCUGAUACCACCAUGGUCAUUCCUAACAACUGGCCCAACAACUUCGUCAAUUUGUUUGGACGCAUGUAUCUCAAUGGUGCUGAGGUUUACACUUGCGCCAAGCCCAACGAUCAGUGCUUCGGCGAUGUCUCGUGUGACGACAUCAAGUGCUCUGGUGAUUGGGGAGAGGAGUGCAUCGACCAUGACAAGCAGCGACCUGUCUACAUGGUCUUGCAGUCCAUCCAAGGAUUCCAGUCUUACUUUAGAGACUACAUUGAGGUGCUCGAUGAGACCCAAAUGAACCUUCAGGGCAUGUCCGCCUAUCUCGUCUCCGACUUCUUCCCUCCCAUUAGCGACAGCUUUGAGUUCUUCCUCAGGGAGCUUCUCGUCGGACUCGGCACUGCUUUCUCCAUCGGAGGGUCUUACAUGAAGCUCACCAAGUGGGUCAAGGCCAAUGACAUCACCAAGGAGUCUUCGUCUGCACUGGGUGCUCUACUCAACGGUGUUGGAACUGGUUACCGAGAGGUUGUGAAAUACCCUGCUAGCCAGUCCUUCAACGACUUUGCCGACCUCGGUGUCUUCAUGACCAACGUCUUUGAACAAACUCGAUCUGCCCUGAACGAUAUGCAGGAGAAUCUCGCCACUGGUAACUACUGGGGGGGUAAGCGAUUCUUUGACUACGCCGCUGGUGGAGUUUUCCUCCCUGGCCCUGGCAAGGAGUUCAGCGCUGACCCGACCGCCUCUGAGCUGACGCUGCUCCGACAGUACCUGCAGAAGCAAUUCAACGCCAGGGCUAUCAACUACAUCUGGCGCCAGCAGAAGAUCUUCAUCACCUACACCACUGAUGUCGAUGGCUCUUGCGAGCAGGACCAGCAGGGUCCUCAGGAUAUGAAAUACUGCCGAGAAGGCGACGCCGGUGUCUACUACAUGUACUGGUGGCACGAGGCGUCUGUCGGAGCUGGAUCGACCACUGGUCUCAACAACUUCGACACUGGCAAGAUGGACCAUCCCACUGGCUGGGACAAGCUAGCUGCUGGCUGGGUUGACGAGGGUUACCAGCUCGAGCUCAAGGACGUCUUUGAAUCGUCCAUCUCCGCCUACCAGGUCGCCAAGUUUUCCUACGAUGGAGAAAACGCAGUCAAGCGCGCCCAGGAAGCCGUCACGGAUGGCUGGGCCAACCCCUGGGACCAGGGCACCAGCUGGGAGGGCACCUUCACCAUCCCUGUUUGCGACACUGGCGAUGUCAGCUACAACGUCCAAGUCGGCGACCGAAUCAUGCCUUGCGGCUGUGGCGGCGGAAACGAAGUCGACGACUGGAAGAAGGCUGCCAAGUUCGACGGCUACACCACUUAUGAUGACCAGUGCACCGAAGGCAUGCAGGCAGCUCGCAAGCAGGCGCGUCGCGGUGGACAGGGAAACCAGGAGUCCAAUACGCCCGCCUUGCCUACCAAUGUCAACGAGAUUGCCUGCCUGACCUCCGACGGUGUCAACAAGGACAUGGUCACUCAACUUUCCUACUGCCAAAAGGCCGUCGCCAGUCUGGGCGAUGACCGCGACAAGCAGAUCUGCUCCAGCGACUGCCAGGACGGAGGAGUUGGACAAAACAGCGUCUGGUGCCGCCUCGCCCUCGACGACAGCAACAUCCAUUUCUGCGCCCUCACCAUGGCCGCCAAGGACUCUGCCCACGGCGGUCCCGGAUAUGGCUGUAUGACGGUUGGGAACGCCCAAGACUUCUUGGCCAACGCCGAGGCGACGACGGAGAAUGGUGGUAAGGGAUGUCACCCCGUGGGAACCCCUGAUUUUGCUGCUACGUUCCUUACGCCCGAUGGCAUGACUAGGUGGUGCUUGAGCGAUUAUGAGCACGCGGGCUACUGUACUGUUUAGACCUUGGGUCGUCGGGAGAGCCGAGACCAUAUCCGAGCUUGGGGUAGAUCUCAUUCGAUUCAGGAGACGUCAGGAUAUUUAGCAUAGUACAGUACUUUUCCUUUGUAGCGCUCUUAGAUGAAUGAAAGGGCUUUACAAACAGUACAAAGUAACGUUUCCUAAAAACAGUCCCACAUCUGGAGUUGAACCAAUCGACACCGGCGGAUGACAUCCAGCCGAGCAAAACGGCUAACGC
This is a messenger RNA of Ilyonectria robusta, 2314 nucleotides long. RefSeq lists its product as uncharacterized. NCBI's taxonomy places the organism in Eukaryota, Fungi, Ascomycota, Sordariomycetes, Hypocreales, Nectriaceae. The transcript is spliced from 7 exons. The record is from RefSeq and is a predicted model, not a curated record. Bases 1 to 2079 code for a protein of 692 amino acids.